UCCUGUUUUGUCAUUCACAUUAAGCAAGGAGCAAGGAUCAGUUGCAAAUACCCAGAGUAAAGUAGUGCAUGUGCCUGGCCAGCCUGUUGCUUUACAAAAGUUGCCUGGUGCCUUCUCUUUCAGAGAACGUCUGAUACAUUUCCUGUAGAAAGAGAAAGGAGCCAAAAUGAAGGAAAGUGUGGCAUCCACCGUUGUUUUCCUUUUGCUACUUUUUCUCAACACCGGUCUUCUGAAUGGACAAUCACCUCCUGGAAAACCUGUGAUCUCUAAAUGCCGUUCUCCUGAAAAGGAAACAUUCACCUGCUGGUGGAAAGCUGGGGAAGAUGGAGGACUUCCCACUAAUUACACGCUGACGUAUCACAAGGAAGGAGAAACAACCACACAUGAAUGUCCAGAUUACAUAACCAGUGGCCCCAAUUCCUGUUACUUCAACAAGAAGCACACCUCCAUAUGGACGAUGUACAUCAUCACAAUAAAUGCCACAAACCAGAUGGGAAGCAGUUCCUCGGAUCCACGUUAUGUGGACGUGACUUACAUAGUUGAACCAGACCCUCCUGUGAACCUAACUUUGGAAUUAAAACAGCCAGAAGACAAAAAAACAUACCUGUGGAUGAAAUGGUACCCACCCACCCUGGUUGAUGUUAGAUCUGGUUGGCUCACACUCCAGUAUGAAAUUCGGUUAAAACCCGAGAAAGCAACUGAGUGGGAGACUCAUUUUGCUGGACAGCAGACUCAGUUUAAGAUUCUCAGCUUAUACCCAGGACAGAAAUACCUUGUCCAGGUUCGCUGCAAGCCAGACCAUGGAUUCUGGAGUGAGUGGAGCCCAGAGAGCUCUAUCCAGAUACCUAAUGACGUCUCCAUGAAAGAUACCAUUGUAUGGAUCUUUGUGGCCGUUCUCUCCGCAGUCAUCUGUCUGAUUAUGGUCGCAGCCGUGGCUCUGAAAGGCCAUAGCAUGGUCACCUGCAUCCUUCCACCAGUUCCUGGGCCAAAAAUAAAGGGAUUUGAUACUCAUCUGCUGGAGAAGGGCAAGUCUGAAGAAUUGCUGAGUGCCCUGGGGUGCCAAGACUUCCCUCCCAUUUCCGACUGUGAGGACUUGCUGGUGGAGUUUUUGGAAGUGGAUGACAGCGAGGACCAGCAGCUGAUGCCGGCCCAUUCGAAAGAACACCCGGGGCAAGAUAAGAAGCCCACAUCCCUGGAUCCAGACAGUGACUCUGGCCGAGGCAGCUGCGACAGCCCUUCCCUUUUGUCUAAAAAGUGUGAGGAAGCCCGGGCAAAUCCCUCCACAUUUAACACUCCUGAGGGCAUCGAGAAGCCAGAGAAUCCCCAAACAAAGGUUACCCACACUCGGGACGCCCAGAGCGCACGCUUAGAAGGCAAAAUCCCCUAUUUCCCUGCUGACGGCUCCAAAUCUUCAACAUGGCCUUUACCACAACCCCCUAGCCAACACAGCCCCAGAUCUUCUUACCACAACAUCGCUGACAUGUGUAAGCUGGCCCUGGGCGUGACGGGGACAUCGGCCAUCUUGUUGGACAAAACAGACACACAAGCUUUAAGAUCUUCAAAAACCACCAAGACUGGAGGGGAGGAAAAGGCAGCUGAGCAGAAGGAAGUGGAAAGCUUCCAUUCCAAGACUGACCAAGGCACAGCAUGGCUGUUGCCCCAGGAGAAAACCCCUUUUAUCUCUGUGAAACCCUUGGAUUACGUGGAGAUUCACAAGGUUAACAAAGACGGAGCACUGUCACUGCUCCCAAAACAGAAAGAGAACAGCCACCAGACAGAGAAGUCCGGUACUUGUGAAGGCAGUAAGGAGUAUGCCAAGGUGUCCCGGGUGAUGGAUAACAACAUCCUGGUAUUAGUGCAGGAUCCGCGAGCUCAGAACCUGGCUAUGUUUGAAGAACCAGCCAAGGAGGCUCCACCAUCUCUUCAGCAGAAUCCAGCCAGAGAAGACCUGGCCUCCUUCUCCUCAGCCCCAAGCAGCUGUGGACUCCAGCUGGGUAACACUACAAAGUACGGGAAAUGCACCCUACUAGAGAAUGCUGGAGAAUGUGGUUAGAAUGACACUAUACAGCCCAUAGUUCUCUCGUCAUGCACCAUUUUCAACCAGCUGCCUCUUUCUCCAACAGCUGAUUCCAGAACAAAUCGUUUUGUCUCCUGUGAUUUGUAGAUUGACUUUUUUUUUCUGUUAGUUAUAAAAUUAUGUGUUCAAUGAAAUAAAAACACACCGUUUAGUAUUCUUGAGGGACAGCGCCGUUAAGUAUAUCCUCUGGAAGGGGCUUUCAUGGUUUGACAUGUGACAGAAGAAAAUGAAAUACUCACAGUUGUUUACCACAGGAAGAUGAUAGAUGUGAGAAAAAUGCCAUGAAAACCGCUUUUGAAAACCAACAAACCUUUGCUUGACCUUUGCUUAACUUUUGCACUCCUCUUUCAUUUUAUUCGGAUUAACCAAAUAUGACCCGUUUGAAGAAAGAAUGCAUUCCAGAAGACUGGACACGUUGUUUACAUGGGUUCCUAUCCCCUUAGUGAUACAUUGCCAAUAUGCAAGCCAAAAUGAUGCCUCCGGUUUUUUCUUAAAAUGGUUUGAGUUUGUUAAUAAGUAUGGAUUUUUUUUUCCCUCCCCCUGAGUUGUAUUUUCUUCUGAAGCCUCUAGAGAAAAUAGUUUUGGAAAAUGAAAUUUUCUAACAUGGCAGGUAAAUGAGUUUCAUGUGGUAAAUUCUUCUAAAAUGUUUUCCUGUUUCAUUCCAGCAUAAGAGAUCAUUUAUUAUACACCCUAGUCUCCUGUUAGGUUUAAAAAAAAAAAAAAAAAAAACAAAUCCCCAAAGACUAAUUUUAAAAGAUAAUCACAGCAGGAUGCUAAUGGAAAUACUGCCUUACUGUACAUACAAAUUCUACUUUAAUAUAAACCCGUAAGUUUCACAAUGUAUUUUUGAAGACUAUUUUUCUAUCACUUAGGUAAAAUAAAAGACUAUUUUCUAUCUUCCCAGUA
Messenger RNA from Lontra canadensis (Northern American river otter), 2983 nucleotides. RefSeq names its product prolactin receptor (gene PRLR). The record is from RefSeq and is a predicted model, not a curated record. Lineage: Eukaryota; Metazoa; Chordata; Mammalia; Carnivora; Mustelidae. Gene Ontology annotation, molecular function: cytokine binding; cytokine receptor activity. The transcript is spliced from 9 exons. Gene Ontology annotation, biological process: cytokine-mediated signaling pathway. Gene Ontology annotation, cellular component: signaling receptor complex; external side of plasma membrane. Bases 167 to 2053 code for a protein of 628 amino acids.